This is a messenger RNA of Dipodomys ordii (Ord's kangaroo rat), 1245 nucleotides long. RefSeq names its product chemokine (C-C motif) receptor 10 (gene Ccr10). Lineage: Eukaryota; Metazoa; Chordata; Mammalia; Rodentia; Heteromyidae. Gene Ontology annotation, biological process: immune response; G protein-coupled receptor signaling pathway; chemotaxis. Gene Ontology annotation, cellular component: membrane. The transcript is spliced from 2 exons. The record is from RefSeq and is a predicted model, not a curated record. Gene Ontology annotation, molecular function: C-C chemokine receptor activity. Bases 14 to 1108 code for a protein of 364 amino acids.
CUUGUAGCCAGAGAUGGGGACGGAGCCCACAGAGCAGGUUUCCUGGGGCCCCUACUCUGGGAUUGAGGAGGAGGAGGAGGUGUAUUCAGCUGAGCCAUUGCCCGAGAUCUGUUACAAGGCGGAUGUCCAGGCCUUCAGUCGUGCUUUCCAACCCAGUGUCUCCCUGACGGUGGCUGCUCUUGGUCUGGCCGGCAAUGGGCUGGUCCUGGCCACCCAUCUGGCGGCCCGCCGCACUGCUCGCUCGUCCACCUCCGCCCACCUGCUCCAGCUGGCUCUGGCCGACCUCCUCUUAGCCCUGACCCUGCCCUUCGCUGCAGUGGGAGCUCUUCAGGGCUGGAGUCUGGGAAGUGCCACCUGCCGGGCCGUCUCUGGCCUCUACUCGGCCUCCUUCCACGCAGGCUUCCUUUUCCUGGCCUGUAUCAGCGCAGAUCGCUACGUGGCCAUCGCGCGGGCGCUGCCAGCCGGGCGGCGGCCUUCCACGCCAGGCCGUGCGCACUUGGUCUCGGUCAUCGUGUGGCUGCUGUCACUGCUCCUGGCGCUCCCUGCGCUUCUCUUCAGUCGGGAUGGUCGCCGGGAAGGCCAGCGGCGCUGUCGCCUCGUCUUCCCCGAAGGCCUCACGCAGAUGGUGAAGGGGGCAAGCGCGGUGGCGCAGGUGGUGCUGGGCUUCGCGCUGCCCCUGAUCGUCAUGGCAGUCUGUUACGCGCUCCUGGGCCGCACGCUGCUGGCCGCCAGGGGGCCCGAGCGCCGGCGGGCGCUGCGUGUGGUGGUGGCCCUGGUGGCAGCCUUCGUGGUGCUGCAGCUGCCCUACAGCCUCGCCCUGCUGCUGGAUACAGCCGAUCUGCUGACUGCCCGCGAGCGGAGCUGCCCUGCCAGCAAGCGCAAGGAUCUGGCACUGCUGGUCACCGGCGGCUUGGCGCUGGCGCGCUGCGGCCUCAAUCCCGUGCUCUAUGCCUUUCUGGGCCUGCGCUUCCGCCAGGACCUGCGCAGGCUGUUAAGGGGUGGGGGCUGCAGCCCAAGGCCUCAGCUUCGCAGCCGCUGUCCCCGCCGGCCCCGCCUCUCUUCCUGCUCCGCUCCCACCGAGACCCACAGUCUCUCCUGGGACAGCUAAGGAGGCUACAGAUCCAAAGGGGGGGAGGGGGGGAGGGCUAAGUGGGUAAGGAGAGUCGGUGGGGGGCAAAGAGGUCAGGAUCUACCGGGAGGAUGACUUCUGUGCUUUGCCAUAUUAAAGUGAUAACAAGGAAAUGA